Messenger RNA from Haliotis rubra (blacklip abalone), 1822 nucleotides. RefSeq lists its product as uncharacterized. The coding region runs from base 54 to 1316 and encodes 420 amino acids. The record is from RefSeq and is a predicted model, not a curated record. The transcript has 8 exons. NCBI's taxonomy places the organism in Eukaryota, Metazoa, Mollusca, Gastropoda, Lepetellida, Haliotidae.
CAAAGGUAAAGCACGUUGCGAUACGCCCGCAGACGACAGAUAGCGGCAACAUAAUGGAUGCUGUGUGGAAAACCAUGAAUGAUUAUUUACCAAAGACUAAAGAAGAGUGGAACUGGUGGAUUAAAUUUCGUAAAGCUGACGUGAUUCUCAAGAAGCAUGACAGCUUCCUGUACUGUGAGAUUGCCUUCUAUGUCAUGGCUUUCCUUACAUUCAUUCAUGCUAUGCGAUAUGGAGGCAGAUUUCGGUGGCUAUGGCUAGCGUCGGUGUUCCAUGGUUUGACGAUGGAGUGUGUCAGCUACUUUGUCCCUGACAUCAACAACUACUGGCAUGCACAGUCAUCCGUGAUGCUGUUGGGACAACGACUACCACUCCAUAUUCUGUUCAUGUACCCUGUGUAUUACUAUGUGGCAUCGGUGGCUGUCGGACAUAUGAAGCUGAGGGGAUGGGCUGAACCGUUUGCAGUGGGGCUGAGUGUUGUUAUCCUGGACGUUCCCUACGGCAUUAUGGGCAUCAAGCUGCUGUGGUGGACGUGGCAUGACGAUGACCCCAACAUCUACGACCGCCACUACUCCGUGCCUUGGACCAGCUACUACUUCAACGCUACUUUUGCUGCAGGCUUCACUAUGGUUUUCCAUGGACUCCGCAACUGUUUGUGUCAGAGAGCAAACAAGUUCCAGUCUGCUGGGUUCUUGUUGGAGCUGAUGGUUGCUGUGACAACUGGCCUUCUGGCCAUGCCUCUGGGAGUCCUACAGUUUCUGCCCAUCUACCACCCACUACAUGACUCCUUCAAGCUCCACACAGAGGUGUGUGUUCUCAUGCUGCUGGGAGUUUACAGCAUCCUUGUGUGGAUUGCAGACAGAACACCACUAGAGGGAGCCAGGGGACCUCAAAAGUCAAGAGGUGCUAUCAGUGAGGUGUUCCUCUGCGUUCUGCUGCAUUAUGGGCUGUACCUCUACCUGGUGUUCACAGCGAUGCCGGAGAAAAUCCAGUCAACUGGGUUUCACCAGCCAGUUGGCAACUGCAACACAACAUUGCCAGUCCAGACUCCAUUUGGGAUGACUCUAUCCAAGCACAAGUAUUUGUGCCUCAGCAAGUAUGAUGAAGAUGUUUUCGACUUCCACUGCGUGAAGAAACAGCCCCCUAGUGGUAAAGACUGGUAUACAAUUUGUGGCACUGAGUUUCCCAACCAUGCUGAGUAUACCUUUGUGGUGACCUCAUUCUGUGUCCUGGGUCUGGUCUGGUACUGGCAGCUUCUGUUCCGCUCAGGCGCCGUCCCCAGCACUCAGGGCCCCAAACCCAAACAGCACAAGGACUAGGCAAGCUCUGCUUGAUGCUGCUACACCGGGAAAUCCAUUGCCAUGGCAGAGUUUUUGCAGUUACACUAUUCAAGAUAUUUUCUCACUAGCUGCAGAAAGAAUUUACAACACAAUAGUAAUUACAGGUGUAAUAUGUUGUGGGGAUUAUAUUUCUGAAAUUUAUGGUUUUCUAAUUCUAGGAUACAUUUGUGUUUAUUUUUUGUGAGAGAUAGGGUAAAAGAAUGAAUGUUAACUGUUCCCUGGAAUCUUUUUUCUUGAAGCUAGCUUACAAUAUGCAUUGCAAAAAUGCAAAUGAGGAAAAAAAACACAUUUUAUUGCACCCUAAUAAAAAGGUUAAGAAAUCAUGUUGGUGGAGCAAAACCUUUUAAUUUCUAAGUUGAUUUCAACAAUUUUCUAUUGAUUGUUUUUAAUUUUAUGAAGAAAAUUUAUUGACGAUUGAAAAUAAAUUCAAGACAUGUGUGAAAUUCACAUUUCUUUGAGAUUGGCUGAUUUCAAAUUGAUGAAAA